AUGGACGAUACCCAGAAAUACCUCUCCGAUCGGCUCUUGAGUGAAGAGGUGCCGGUGACAUAUCGUCUGCUAAGCAGAGCGCUCAACCUUCGGGUGAAUGUUGCUAAACAGAAGCUAUAUGAAUUUUAUGAGAGUCAGAAUGCUUCUAAAGCAAAUUCGAUUCAUGCUACCUACCUGAUCUAUGGGUCCAAAACGGAAGACCGAGAGCCAGAGAAUGGCGAUGCUGAGAUGGACAACUCAGCACCUGAACCAGAACUCCUCUCUGACUAUGCACCCGCCAAAACGGUUACCAUAGUAGCGGAAGACGGCCUAAAAGAUGCAUUGGCCGAAUAUGAAGAAGUCACGUCUCUGCAUAUUUAUAGCCUAGCUCCAUUCCCUCAAAGAGACCUGGCACUGCUCUCUGACGUCUCAAAGUCGCUGUCUGAGUAUAGAAAGGUUGAGGAUGCUGCGAAAAUGCUGGAUACCUACGGAUUAAUCGCGAAUCCCAAAGCCCGCAAGAAGGACCGGAAGGGUCGUCCACCAGUUUCGGUCCCGGCCCCAGCCCCGAGUGCACAUAAAGCUGUCAAACAGGAGACACAAUCGGCUACGCCAAAACCUAGUCAAGCGGAGAAAGUCAAGCAAGAGACUAAAGAAGCCACAUCUGCUGAUACUACUCCAACAUCGAGUGCUGGAAAGAAACCUCCCCCAUCGUUAAAGAGGGGUUCUUCUGGAGGUAUCAUGCAGUCCUUUGCUAGGGCAGCAGCGAAACCACCCAAGCCUAAGCCGGAACCCAAGCCAAAGGAAGAAGAUACCAGUAUGGCCCUAUCUGAUGAUGGUGAAGCUGACGAAGAGGAUUUACCCGAUUCCAAGUCAAUAGACUUGGAGGCACUGAAACGAACAAGAAAGGAACGUGAAGAGCAGCUUCUGCGUAUGAUGGAGGAUCCUGAAGAUGAAGCAGACGAAAAGGAAGAGCCCAAAAACGAAGAUGAGAAUGAGAAAUCAGAUGAGGAAAUGGAAGAGGCCUCUGAGCCCGAGCCCGAACCCGAACCUGAACCCGAACAGCCUAAGGAGGAUAAAGAACCUGCAGAGGUGAUAUCAAAUUCUAGCAAUGGCCGCCGAAGAGGCAAGCGGCGAGUCAUGAAAAAGAAGCGCAUAUUGGAUGAUCAGGGAUAUAUGGUAACUAUUCAGGAGGCUGCAUGGGAGUCUUUCUCUGAAGAUGAAGUUCCCCCACCAGCCACGAAGCCGACACCCACGGCAACACCCGCUUCAUCAGCACAGAAAUCAAAAAAGGCAGCACCCGCUACAAAGAGUGGGAGUCAAGGCAACAUCAUGUCAUUUUUCUCAAAGAAGUGA
Molecule: messenger RNA, 1332 nt
Organism: Trichoderma asperellum CBS 433.97
Lineage: Eukaryota; Fungi; Ascomycota; Sordariomycetes; Hypocreales; Hypocreaceae
Biological process (GO): DNA strand elongation involved in DNA replication; DNA replication; nucleotide-excision repair, DNA gap filling
Cellular component (GO): nucleus; delta DNA polymerase complex
Molecular function (GO): DNA-directed DNA polymerase activity
Source: RefSeq, a predicted model, not a curated record